This is a messenger RNA of Balaenoptera acutorostrata (minke whale), 529 nucleotides long. RefSeq names its product NADH:ubiquinone oxidoreductase subunit A7 (gene NDUFA7). The record is from RefSeq and is a predicted model, not a curated record. The transcript has 4 exons. Lineage: Eukaryota; Metazoa; Chordata; Mammalia; Artiodactyla; Balaenopteridae. Gene Ontology annotation, cellular component: mitochondrial inner membrane. Gene Ontology annotation, biological process: ATP synthesis coupled electron transport; mitochondrial electron transport, NADH to ubiquinone. The coding region runs from base 48 to 353 and encodes 101 amino acids.
GUCCUCGCGGGAGAGACGUCACCGGCGCCCUUCAGCGCAGGGGAAAGAUGGCGUCUGCUACCCGUUUCAUCCAGCGGCUGCGGAACUGGGCAUCCGGGCAAGACUUGCAGGCGAAGCUGCAGCUGCGUUACCAGGAGAUCUCCAAGCGAACUCAGCCUCCUCCCAAGCUCCCCGUGGGCCCCAGCCACAAACUCUCCAACAAUUACUACUGUACACGUGAUGGCCGCCGGGAAGCCACGCCGCCCUCGAUCGUCAUGUCCUCACAGAAGGUGCUGGCGUCAGGGAAGCCAGCAGAGAGAAGAACAGGCGUGGAGAGACAAAGAACUCUCAGGCUCACUGAGAGAUGGCCCUGAACCCAGCCGCUGAUGAGUCUGCACUCAACCGCUACAUAUAGUCAGCUGGGUAAAUCCACAACUUCUUCACUUUUUCUCCCUGGACUACAGAUGCCAACCUCACAGGUGGUGUGGGACGCUCCCCUCCCCUCCCUUCCCCUCCCGCAGGCAGUCCUAUUUGCUGCCCUUUCCAACUG